CCAGCGCGGGACUUUCAAUUACUGAUCCGCCCAAUCGGGAAAAGACUGUGCCUAUAAAGACCGCUGCGGCGGGCUGGAUCCCGGUUCCUCUCCUUGCGCGUCGCUGCGCCGGUGAGCUCGUGUCUCGGUUCGCUAUGGCCCGUACAAAGCAGACUGCCCGCAAGUCGACCGGUGGCAAGGCCCCGCGGAAGCAGUUGGCCACCAAGGCGGCCCGCAAGAGCGCGCCGGCCACUGGCGGCGUCAAGAAGCCGCACCGCUACCGGCCGGGCACCGUGGCCCUGCGGGAGAUCCGGCGCUACCAGAAGUCGACCGAGCUGCUGAUCCGUAAGCUGCCCUUCCAGCGGCUGGUGCGCGAGAUCGCGCAGGACUUCAAGACCGAUCUGCGCUUCCAGAGCUCGGCCGUGAUGGCGCUGCAGGAGGCGAGCGAGGCCUACUUGGUGGGGCUGUUUGAAGACACGAACCUGUGCGCUAUCCACGCCAAGCGCGUGACUAUCAUGCCCAAAGACAUCCAGCUGGCCCGCCGCAUCCGCGGGGAGCGGGCUUAA
Lagenorhynchus albirostris (white-beaked dolphin) is the source of this 545-nucleotide messenger RNA. RefSeq names its product histone H3. NCBI's taxonomy places the organism in Eukaryota, Metazoa, Chordata, Mammalia, Artiodactyla, Delphinidae. The record is from RefSeq and is a predicted model, not a curated record. Gene Ontology annotation, cellular component: nucleosome. Gene Ontology annotation, molecular function: structural constituent of chromatin; protein heterodimerization activity; DNA binding. The transcript has a single exon. The coding region runs from base 135 to 545 and encodes 136 amino acids.